Dendronephthya gigantea is the source of this 2095-nucleotide messenger RNA. RefSeq names its product obscurin-like protein 1. The record is from RefSeq and is a predicted model, not a curated record. The coding region runs from base 460 to 1320 and encodes 286 amino acids. The transcript is spliced from 6 exons. NCBI's taxonomy places the organism in Eukaryota, Metazoa, Cnidaria, Anthozoa, Malacalcyonacea, Nephtheidae.
CUGUUCAACUGUCACAAGGCUGUUCGCCUAAUGCAUUGGAUUUCUCAAUGUUAGAUGUCGUUAUCGUUACAAACCUCUCAUUGUAAAGAAAAACCUAAGACUACUGCAUUUCUAAAGAUUAGAAUACUGAGUAGUAGGCUGCUAUUGUGAAACCCAACCCUUAUUGACAUAUGAUACGUUUCCAGAGCGCUACGAACGUCACCUUAGUUUUUUUAGUGGAAUUAACGGAUAUGCGUUGAAAUAAUAACUCAAAACAGCACCUUAGCCCUUGUUUGUUACUGAAAUUGAUAUUGAUCGACACAGGGACAAGCUCACAAGCACGGCACACAAAGUGUUUGUCGGUUAUAAAAGGAGUCUAGUUUGUCGAGAGGCUGAACUUCGGAAAACAGCAUCAAACUCGCUAUCCAACCGUGUUGUAAUUACACAGAUACCGGUGAAGUAUCCACAAGACUGACAACCAUGUGUACUUUUGUCAAAUUAAACUUGUUGGUAAUAUUAUCAGGAUGCUUUAACAUAGCAUACGGUUUGAUGGGCUACGAAUGCAUAAAUGGGACUUAUCGAACUCUUAACACCACCAAAGGAAAACCGGAGGUGGAGUUGCAAGUUAUCAACAAGAACAUCUAUGUAGAUGAGAAUGCGUUCUUCACGUGCAAAGUUCGUGCUAAUCCAGCUGCAGAAAUUUUCUGGUUGUACGAAGGACGGUUUAUAACAAGGGAGGAACAACGAAAGAUAUAUUCUUACUCAGACUGUAACACAACACUUACUAUAACGUUCGCAGAGCCGAAAGAUACUGGGCGCUACAGCUGUAUGGCUAGAAAUUCGUAUGGUGAAAUGACAUCAAAUCUAACCAUACUUGCUGUCCAGCAAAAAGAAAAAUUCAAAAAGGUUUACAAGGCUGCUGAGAUUGAGAUGAUCUCUACACAAUCGUGUGCGCCUGAACAUGAAAAUAUGACUUUGAAGUGUAGGCAUAAAAAAAGUCAGGGGAUAUGUCUAUGGGAAAGAAAUAACUCAAGCAUAAAUGAAGAGAAAAUUAGUUAUUGUGAUGAUAGAAUGUGCUGCUUGAAUAUCAAUCGAUUCUCCAAGGAAGACGCUGGCUUAUACACCUGCUUUAUGUAUUAUGACGUCCUCAAAGCUGAUGUUCUCAUUCCUCAGCCAGACGCAGAAAGAUGCAAUAACAUAUACACAAAGGAAAUUCUUGUGGACACUGUUAGAGAGAGAGGAAACAGCACUGGUGAAGGGUCAAAGAAUAAAAGUCUCGUUGGUGUCUGGCUUUACGGAAUGAUUGCGUUGUCAAUGACAGUUCCCUGGCAUGAGCUUUAGAUAUUUUCUUUGCUUUUAGUUUCUGUGUUUUAACCGCAAAAAUACUGUGAAUAAUGCUUCUAGAGAUGCAUGAGUAGUCCACGUGUUGUAAAAUGUAAGAAUAUGUAACGUCGUACAUACUAGAGUAAAACUGUAAAUAUAUAGCGUGAAUAUCCCCAAUUAUGGAGCAGUUGUUUGACCAGGGAGAAGACUGCCUGUAAAAUGAUUUAACGCAACUGAGCAACUGAGCUGAUGAAAUCAAAAUACGUCAUUGCAAAAUUCUAACGACAAUUAACUUGCCAUAAUCUUCAAUAUCUGGCUUUGCGCUUUCCUUUAAUCACCUAAACACCUUAAAAAGGAUCAUUAAUUAUCACGAAUCGUCACUGUUUUAAGAUGAUUUAUGUACAAUACAACUAUUUAUUUAAUUAACAUAUAAUCCUCUCCAAACACUCAAUGAUUGAACUAAAUUUAACUGGAUAGCUCCAGUCCUAAGCUACAGUACACUCUUCUCGAUAAAGAUCUAUUAACUAAAUAUUCGAUUCCAACGUACAUUACCGACCCUAGAUAAACUUUUUAGGUUUGGGAAUUCCAUCUAGAAACAUCAUCAUUGACAACAAGAAACACCUCACUCAAAAGUUAAUCAGGAUCCGUGAUUUAUUAAACACAAUAAAUUCUGUUUAUCAAAAUUCUUGGUGAUUAAAAUGUGUUGAAGGCAUUCAGCAAGACAGGGAAUGAUUUAUUUUUCCUCAAAGACUGAACCAGUUUUUGAAGUCAUAAGCAAACAUUUGGUUUAAAU